Messenger RNA from Aphis gossypii (cotton aphid), 1368 nucleotides. RefSeq lists its product as uncharacterized. Lineage: Eukaryota; Metazoa; Arthropoda; Insecta; Hemiptera; Aphididae. The transcript is spliced from 3 exons. The record is from RefSeq and is a predicted model, not a curated record. The coding region runs from base 1 to 1368 and encodes 455 amino acids. Gene Ontology annotation, molecular function: nucleic acid binding.
AUGGAUAAUAGUGACAACAUAGAAACUGCAGGCCCGUCAGUCGAAUUAUUUCCAUCACCAAUAAGAAAAAAUAAACGAGGAAAAAUAGUAAGUUCUGCCGAACGUUUAAGAAUUAUAAACAUGUAUAAGGCAAAUUUGGAGAAAGAUCCUAACAUGUCCAUGAGAAGUAUGAGACAGACAAUUUCAAAAUGUAUGGGAAUUGGCGAGUCAACUGUGCACAGGACAAUCAAUGAAUACAAGGAGACAAAUACAGUUACCUCUCCGAAACGCAAAAGGGUAAGAGAAAAUGUUUUCCAUUUAUACGAUGACUUUUCGAGAAAUGCAGUCCGUAGACAUGUCCAUAGUAUUUGGUUUCGACGUGAAAUUCCGACCAUCGAUAAAAUUCAUAAAGUAGUGUCUGAUGACGACAGUUUACCAGCUAUAUCGCGAACCAAUUUAUACAAACUCAUAAGAGAUCUAGAUUUCCGUUAUUGUAAGCCCAGUCGUAAUAGUGCUCUAACCGAAAAAAACGAAAUCGUUGUAUGGCGUAGACGAUAUUUACGGACAAUACGAGAAUACCGAGAACAGGGUCGUCACAUUUAUUAUUUAGACGAGACAUGGGUAAAUGCUGGCGAAUGCCCAAAUAAGGUAUGGGUCGAUUCAACAAUACAAUCCCACCGUGAUGCAUUCCUUAAGGGGCUCACAACCGGUGCUCCGAAUCCAAGUGGCAAAGGUAAACGCCUUAUUAUUCUACACAUCGGUUCUGAAGAUGGAUUUGUUCCCGGUGGGUUGUUAUGUUUUGAAUCGAAAAAAAACUCACGUGAUUAUCAUGAUGAGAUGAAUGGUCAGACAUUUUACGAAUGGAUGGAAAACAUUUUGCCUCAACUGCGAGACAACUGUGUUGUAGUGAUGGACAAUGCGCCGUACCACUCGGUAAAGAAAGAGAAAUCACCGACAUCGUCUACUAGGAAGGCCGAUAUAAUAAAAUGGUUAGAAGAUAAAGGUGAGGCUGUUGAUAAUACCAUGGUUAUCCCUGAAUUAUUGAACAUUGUCAAGAGAAUCAAGCCACUUCAUAAUAAGUAUGUGAUAGACGAACUCGCCAAAGCUAGUAAUAAAACAAUAUUAAGGCUUCCUCCUUACCAUUGCGAGCUCAAUCCCAUUGAACUCGCAUGGUCAUCCGUCAAGAAUCACAAUUUAUUAAUAGAGGGUAUAGAAAGAGUAGAUCAAGUAAUGUGGAAAAACUUUAUAGAGCAUACGAAAAAAGAAGAAAAGAAAUUUUGGGAUGUAGAUAAUAUUGUAGACGAAGUGUUGGCAGCGGAGGUAUCAAAUUUAAGAUUGACAAUUACAGGAGACACAUCAUCGUCAGAUUCUGAGUCUGAGUCUGACUAA